Eleginops maclovinus (Patagonian blennie) is the source of this 2490-nucleotide messenger RNA. RefSeq names its product WEE2 oocyte meiosis inhibiting kinase (gene wee2). Gene Ontology annotation, biological process: regulation of meiosis I; mitotic cell cycle; negative regulation of G2/MI transition of meiotic cell cycle. The coding region runs from base 376 to 2196 and encodes 606 amino acids. Gene Ontology annotation, molecular function: magnesium ion binding; ATP binding; non-membrane spanning protein tyrosine kinase activity. The transcript is spliced from 12 exons. Gene Ontology annotation, cellular component: cytoplasm; nucleus. The record is from RefSeq and is a predicted model, not a curated record. Lineage: Eukaryota; Metazoa; Chordata; Actinopteri; Perciformes; Eleginopidae.
AUUUUUAACCUUAUGUUAAGCAUCCGUUGAUCUGUCAGAAAAGUCUGGAAAAUAAUAUUGCAGUGUGUCUGGAAUACUGCAUUUAGUUUGCACUAGAUAAUUUGCUUAAAAGAAGCUUUAGAAGAAGUUAGAAAAUAAGUGAAGUGAAAUAUAAGGAUUUAAUUAUGGGGAUUUAUGUUGCAAUCAUGGAAGUCAAACAAUUGAUAGUAAUGGCCAUGUGCCAUACUGUGUGUAGGCCUACGGGUUUUAGAGGUGAAAUAUAAUUUGCAGCACAAAUGUUUUCAUCUUCUUGUCCUUAAUAGACUUAAAUGCAGGCUUUACAAUCUAAUGACAUUAACCCAAUUUUAAGUAUUAUUGCUCUCUAAUGGCAACCAAAUGCAGGAUUAUAGCAAGGAUAGUCAAAUGCAUGAAGACAGCUUGCUACAUCAGCACAUGAAUUUUAGGGGAAACCUUUGCCAAAAAUCCCUGGCCCUGACGAUGUCGACGUUGUUUGACGAGAUCAGCCAGCGCCUGGACUUUUCUAGCUGUGGGGAGGAAGGCAGCAGCAGUGACAACAGCUCCGAUGACUGCACCUUCAGGUUCCAAAGUCCUAGGCUUCAUAGUCCCAGGGUCCGUAGUCCCAGGGUCCGUAGUCCCAGGGUCCGCAGCCCAGGGCUCGGCAGUCCCAGGAUCGGCAGUCCCAGUUCUGCUUGCAGGACGCCAAAGGUGCAACGCCACCACAGCAGAAACAACACCUUAUGUUCCCCUUUGCAGUGCACCAGCCCCAUACCUUACGCUUCCUGGAGUAAACUGAGGCUGUGUGAAUCUCCCAGCACACCCAAAAGCUUAUUAUCUAAGUCGACCCAGCCAUGCUCCAGCACUAAGAAAUGUCGCCCUCCGAGGAGCCUGCGUUUUUCCUCAGCUGCUGCUAACCACAUCAAAGCACCUAUGGUCAAUGUUAAUCCUUUCACCCCUGACACAGUCCGCAGGAACAGCGAGCAGCAGUGGAGGAAAUGUCGUAGAAGUGAUGAUGAUGACGAUUAUGGACGCAGGUUGAAACACAGCCUGACGUCAUCUGACGAGGAUGAUGAAGCCAUUCUCCCACCUAAGAGGCGAGCUGUCCAAGACUUGAUGCUGUCACGCUAUGAGAGUGAGUUCCUGGAGCUGGAGAGCAUAGGUGUGGGCGAGUUUGGAGCAGUUUACAAGUGUGUGAAGAGGCUGGAUGGAUGUUUGUACGCCAUAAAACGCUCUCGCCGACCCCUGGCAGGCUCUGCUAAUGAGCAGCUGGCCCUAAAGGAAGUGUAUGCACAUGCUGUUCUUGGGCACCACCCACAUGUUGUUCGUUAUUAUUCAGCAUGGGCAGAAGAUUGUCACAUGAUUAUUCAGAAUGAAUACUGCGAUGGUGGAAGUCUCAGUGACGCCAUUGUGGCGAGGGAGGAUCAGGGUGAGCACUUCACAGAGGAUGAGUUGAAGGAUCUGCUCUUACAAGUGUCUAUGGGUCUGAAGUACAUCCACAGCUCAGGCCUCGUACACCUUGACAUCAAACCAAGUAAUAUAUUCAUUUCCCAGCGUCCCAGCACAAGUGGGUCGGGUGAAGGGGAGAGUGAGGAGGAAGGGGACCAAAGCACUUCAGCGGGAGUCGUCUACAAAAUUGGGGAUCUGGGUCAUGUAAACUCAACAAACAGUCCUCAAGUUGAGGAAGGGGACAGCCGCUUUCUGGCCAGUGAGGUCCUUCAUGAGGAUUACAGCCACCUGCCCAAAGCAGACAUCUUUGCUCUUGGCCUCACGAUUCUGCUGGCAGCCGGUGCUCCUCCACUCCCUCAAAAUGGAAUUGAGUGGCACAGCCUUAGAAAAGGACAGCUCCCAAAACUGCCAAAGGAGCUAUCAGCUCCCUUCAGAGGCUUACUUCAGUUGUUGCUGAAUCCAGACCUGACAAAGCGGCCAUCUGCCAGGGAGCUGUGCAAGCACCCAGUCCUGCGGGAUGAUAGGACGGGAAGGGUGGCCGCUCAGCUACGCCAAGAGCUCAAUGUAGAGAAGUUCAGGACAGCCAUGCUUGAAAAAGAGCUCCAGGAAGCUCGUCAGGCUGCCUUGUCGCCCAAGCAGAACCUCCCUCCGGGGCUGAACCCCGCUGCAAAGGUGGGGUCCCUACCCAGAGCACGGAGGCUUGUUGGUGGGAAGGCAUUACGAUCCAUGAGCUUUGGUUGCACACGCAAUUGAAUCUAAUGGAGAGCCCAUUUGCUGUCCCGAAAUGUGUCUUUUUCAGGCUGUUUUAAAAGGGAAGCAUGUCUCUAGGAGAAGGCAGGGUGACAAAUUCCCUAUACAUCAGAGACUUUAUUGAAAUGAAUAGACAUAAGUUGAUGGACAGUUUUAACUCUCAGAUGUGGAUAUCAUUGUUUUUUUAAGGACUAGUCUUACUGACAUGAACACAUAACAAAGUGAUUUUCUGGCAGUUGAAUUUUAAAUGGUGCAAUGUAUUUUCUUUUAAAACUGUAAAUAAACAUUUUAAUCUUA